Diorhabda sublineata is the source of this 3942-nucleotide messenger RNA. RefSeq names its product succinate--CoA ligase [ADP-forming] subunit beta, mitochondrial-like. Gene Ontology annotation, biological process: succinyl-CoA metabolic process; tricarboxylic acid cycle. The transcript is spliced from 6 exons. Lineage: Eukaryota; Metazoa; Arthropoda; Insecta; Coleoptera; Chrysomelidae. Gene Ontology annotation, cellular component: mitochondrion; succinate-CoA ligase complex. The coding region runs from base 89 to 1429 and encodes 446 amino acids. Gene Ontology annotation, molecular function: metal ion binding; ATP binding; succinate-CoA ligase (ADP-forming) activity. The record is from RefSeq and is a predicted model, not a curated record.
AUGUGACAUUUAAUUUUGGCAUCUGCCAAAAUACCAAGGAGAAAAAGUUAAAUUAUUUUAGUGUGAUCACUCAGUGAACGAGUGCAAAAUGUUGAGGUCUGCGAUUUUAGCUGAAAGCGUCUUGAAAAAUGGUUCCAAGGUCCUUGGUUCCGUACCAAACGCUCGUUGGCAACCUCAGCAACAACAACAGAGAAAUUUAAAUGUCCAUGAACACAUCAGUUACACAUUACUCAAAAAUGCAGAUAUUACUGUUCCUAAUUUUGGUGUAGCAAAAACUAAAGAAGAAGCCAAGAAAAUUGCAGAAAGUCUCAACACAAAGGAUCUUGUAUUGAAAGCACAAGUUCUAGCUGGUGGUCGUGGUAAAGGAAGCUUCAAAAAUGGACUCAAGGGUGGUGUCAGGAUGGUGUAUUCACCUGAGGAAGCUGAAGACAUUUGUGGUAAAAUGUUGGGACAAUAUCUAGUCACCAAACAAACUGGUGAAAAAGGGAGGAUAUGCAAUGCUGUUAUGGUAGCAGAAAGGAAGUUCCCUAGGAAAGAGUUUUAUUUCGCAGUCAUGAUGGAACGUGCAUUCAAUGGACCAGUUAUAAUAGCUUCAUCCCAGGGUGGUGUAAACAUAGAAGAAGUGGCUGCAGAAAACCCAGAUGCAAUUCUCUAUGAACCUAUUGAUGUUAUGAAAGGUCUGACCAAAGAACAAGCAGAAAAAGUAGCUGUCAAAGUUGGUUUAGAGUCACAAAAGGCGAAAACUGCCGAUAUGCUUUUGAGGAUGUAUGAUUUGUUUGUGAAAAAGGAUGCCCUUCUUAUUGAAAUCAAUCCCUAUGCUGAAGAUGCCGGAGAAAAAUAUUUUUCUUUGGACGCUAAAUUCCGCUUCGACGACAACGCCCAGUUUCGACAAAAAGAACUUUUCAGCCUAAGAGAUUGGACGCAAGAAGAUGAAAAAGAAGUAGCCGCCGCCAAAUUCGAUUUGAACUAUAUCGCUUUAGACGGUAACAUUGGAUGUAUGGUAAAUGGUGCGGGUCUCGCCAUGGCCACUAUGGACAUUAUUUCUCUUCACGGAGGUUCUCCGGCCAACUUUUUGGACGUUGGCGGUGGCGCUACCGCUCAAGCGGUAAAAGAAGCUUUUAAAAUCAUUACAGCCGAUCCCAAAGUACACGCUAUUCUAGUCAACAUUUUUGGAGGUAUCAUGAGAUGUGAUGUUAUAGCUGAAGGUAUUAUAGCCGCGGCUAAAGAGCUAAGUCUAAAAAUGCCAAUAAUCUGUAGAUUACAAGGUACCAACGUAGACGAUGCUAAGGUUUUAAUCGCGGCGUCAGGUUUAAAAAUACUUCCUGUAGAUAAUUUGGAUGAAGCUGCAAGGUUAGCUGUGAAGCUGUCGAAUAUAGUCAGCUUGGCACGUGACGCCAAAUUAGAUAUUAAUUUCGAAAUGCCACUCUAAAUUUUUUCGCUAUUUAUUAUUUUACUUGUUUCAGAUUUUAGAAGCAAUUGAAUAUUGAUGUCCUUGUAUUGAAAAUCUUGACUGAUUUUUUCAAGUAAACUCUUUCCAUUGGAAAAACUUCAUCAAAAUAUACAAUAUUCUAGUUAUUAAAUGCUGAAAACAAGUCUUGCAAUCAUAUAUGUUUCAUAUGCUUAGUCUCAAUCGAAAUAUUUAUUACACACUUCUCUGCUUUGUAUUAUCCAUAUCCACAACUGAAAAUUCUGUCUCUUUAAACAAAAAGUUUAUUAAUUCGACUUCUAUUACCCCUUAUCUUUCUUUAACAUUAGAUCAAUAACAAAAAAUACUUACAGAGGCUUAUAGUUUAACCCAUGCGUUAAUUUUCGUCUUUAAAUGAAGAAAAAGUAUAAAAAAUAUUUCUAAUUAGCAUAUAGCAAUAGCAUAUGCUGUUGGAAACAUUUUUGACAAAUGUCUAUCAGUAUUACUGGUAAUUAGAUGUUUUACAUUUGAGACAUGCAGUCUUAAUUUUUUUUUCUGUUGGGUUUUACUUAAAACCAUUUCAGGUGCUUUUGAAGUUUAGUCUUUGGAUUUAUUGGUUACAAACUAAUCUAUGGUACCACAUAUUUGCAAUUUUCUUUGUUUUUUUUUAACAAACGACUCUCAAUUUCAAUCUUAGUAUAAAGUACAAGUGGAUUAUGCAUAUUGUAUUAUAACAUUUCGUGAGUUUGUUUUUGAAUCAGGCACAUGAAACAGAAUAUUCCUUUUAGGCACAUGUAAUUGAGGGUGCUCCUUUUUAGACCAUAAAUGUCCACCUUUGUUCCAAAAUUAAUUUCCAACAUUGUGUCAUAGACGUUCAAUAUUUUCAUUGUAUGAAUAGGGAUAUUUUCUCCAUAAUCUGAAGUACUGCUUUCUCAUUUAGUCUUUUCUUCUAUCCAGGUUUUCAUUUAAGUCUCUUAGAUAAAAUUUGAACCAUAUUCAGUUCAAAACUAUUAAGCAUUUUAGAAUAUAUAUACACUAACAUACGGUUAUAGGGCACCCAAUAAAGAAUAUCAAAGUAAAAUAUUUUUGCUUUAUCAAAGGACAUGGGCCUUUGGUAACGUCAAGUGGGGCACGACGGGUCUAUGUGAAGGCCUAGGUGCUUAACGGUACCUUCGCGCCCACAUUUAACUAUGAAAAGUUUAGCUUAUUUCAUUUAGAGGAUUAUUUUUGAGAUUAUAAACUUAGAUUUUAACCAUUUAGUAAAGAUUUAAUAUUUUGAACCGGUUUAUUCUCGUCAUGGUGUGAAUACCUACUCUCUUGUUUCCAUCCAUGGCGUUCGAAAACUAUAACAAUAUUUUCUGUUUACACUAACAUGAAGUUUUAGGUUACCCAAUAAAGAGUAUCUAUCGAAGCUGAGUUUAAACAAAUGAAUGGUAAUUAAAUCAAACAUCGCUGGGGUCUCCUAUAACCCUUGUUAGUAUUUUAUUUUUUUUUUUCCUAAGGAUGUGCCUAAACUAUGGUAAAUUUCCCGUUAUUGAGAAUUAUUAACAGAUGUAGUUCAGUCCAGUGAAGCUUCCUUAGGCAACUGAGUGACUAUAACUUCAUUGAUUGUGUCUUUAUUCCUCAUAAUAAUGUGGAAUUUAUGUAAAACUUUGAAAGAUCUGUUUUAUUUUAUGUCUCUUUUGAUUAAGUAAUUCCGCUGGGCAUGGUGCAAGGUCAAAAUAUUGCACGUUAUUUUACAUUAUGCAAGACUGUCACUAACAAAAUUUCCAUUAGUAAAAGUAAAUAAAUUCCUAAUCUUAAAUUUAGUUUAUUUUAUUACCGAUUUAGGCUGCCACUAAAUAAAAUUCCAAGAGUAAAAGUAAACAAAUUCUUAACCUUGAAAUUUUGUGACUGGUUUAAAAAUGAUAAUAAUAAAACAAAUAACUAAGUGAGUGGAUGAUCAUAGUCAAUAAUUAUAUCUGCUGCUCCCUUGCUUUUGGACCCUGAAUUAGUAUUGCAUCAUGUCAAGCAAUCUUUAUGAUUUCAAUAUCUGGAUCUAGGUUUUUACAUUUCAUGACUAAUAGUUACUUUAUUUGGAACUAUAUUAGCAGAAACAAUAUUGAAUUUCAAAAAAUUACUUCUAAUAUUUGAAAAAAACUGCACUUUAGGAAUCAAGUAUAAUUUUAAUAUACAGUUAAAAGUUGUCACACUAUUUAUAUUUUGUUUUUUGUAUUAUAAAAUUUAUGUGUGAUAUUAUAUUAAAUAAAUUAAAGAAAUAUUUCGAACAUAAUCUGUUAACGUUAAAAAAAUUUAAGUGUACAUAGUAAUUUUAAUAGUUACCGUUAUCAGUAUAAAAAAAACUAAUUAAUUUGAAUGUUUUACAAUUUUAUUAUUCUUUUUUUAAUUCUGUUAUAAUUAUUUCUAUCCAAACGAUCGGUUCCAAAAGAAAUCACUAAAAUAAAUACAUAAAAAAGCAUUUUUUUCUUAAUUACAAACCCUAAUUAAUAUAUUUAUUAUAUGGUAAAUAAAUUUAGUAAUAUAUUAUCGAAACCAAA